Messenger RNA from Drosophila suzukii, 1628 nucleotides. RefSeq names its product versager (gene vrs). Lineage: Eukaryota; Metazoa; Arthropoda; Insecta; Diptera; Drosophilidae. The record is from RefSeq and is a predicted model, not a curated record.
AACAUAUUGGUGAAAUCAUGGACCCCUUUACGGUUCCCAAAAAGAUCAACCGUAAUGUUCUCAAGGCUCUCAGCAUCCUGCAAUCGUCUCGAACCGAUUUUGUGCGCUUAAGUGAUAUUACUCGUCAGACACAGAUCCAAAUGCGCAACUGCGUUCCGGUCGCCAAUAUGGAAGACGUGAUAAGGGAGUCUCUGUGCACCAUGACCAAGCUGGGCAUUCUAAUGCGACUUGGAGUGGCAAAGUAUGCACUUUCCUAUCCAGUUUUUUGCCGCUUGGGAAGGGCUCUGCCCAAUCCGAAGACAAAUGUUCCGGGUAAUCCCGGUAAACCAUUACGGAAGGCAGUGCAGGAUGCUCGUCGAAAGAAGAGUCUCGGACACUUGGAUCCGUGGAAGCCAGCCACCAAGUUAUUAAGUGAGGAAUCUCUAUCUGGGAAUGAAAUGGACAAGAUGCGUAAAAGAAUGCGCACUAACACCAAGCGCAUUCAAAAGAGGAAGAGAAAAGUUGUCCAUCCACAACCAGGUCCCAAACAGGACGACUUGGCGGGGAUUGAAAAUGAGAUCAUGGAUUCAAAACCACUUUUCGGGCCUACUGGCUCAACUACUCCAGAUAUCCCAGUUCCUAGUGGUACGAACAGUGAUCCACACAAGCUUUCCGGCGCUAGUGAGUUUCAGUCAGUUUUGUCAGAUACGGCAUUGCAAUCGGGAACUUUAAGUUCGCGGUUUUCUCGGAACAUGUCGCCAGGCGUUUGUCGUCAUGGGUUUUCGUUAACUCCUAGGAACUCUACCAGCAAGUCGGAAAUGAAUAACAGAGUAGAUGUUAAUGAGGAUGAAAGAUCUGAAGCUUCGAAGAGUUUGUCCAUUUGUAGUACCACUCCUAUCGGCUUGGAUGUCCAGCCAGCCGGGUACACCCCUGGACUGGAACCCGAUGUGGAUAAUGCUUCCGUGCUUGGGCUUUGCGGCAGUCCUCUAAGCUUGCGCACGCGGGCGGAACAGUACUUAACGCGCUAUGUAGUCUUAGAUGAAGAUAAACUACCAACUACCAAUCAAGGACCAGUUAUACCCGUUGGAGAGCAAAUGGAAAUAUGUGAGGACCCUAUUACCCUUCCUCGACAAUCAAAUUCCCAAGAAUCUAUUUCCAAUCGAUUUAUAUCUUCUUACCCCCAAGACAACACACUUUUGACCGAUGGACAAGUCAAAAUUUCACAGUCGCUCAGUUUCCAAUCUGAACUUGAGCCACAAGACGUAAACAAUCAAGAGGCACCAAACGCAGUCUUCCUGGAUGUCCCAAACUCUAUUUCCGAAAAUGCUGAGAAUACGCCAUGUCAAGAUCAUAUUUCAUGUUCAGAAGAAAACGAUGGCUAUUCUUCUAACCCUUUAAAUAUGAAUACAUCUAUUUCCAAUGGAUUUACAUCUUCUAACGCCCAAGACAACCCACUUUCGACCGAUGGACAAGUCAAAAUUUCACAGUCGCUCAAUUUCCAAACUGAACAACCGUCCAUCUUAAAGUUGCGACGGAGCGUAUCUGAGUUUGACUUUUAUAAAUGAUUUUUAAGUUAAUAAAACCAAUCGAGUACCCGCGCCCACAUCGAACUAUCGAUAGUUGGUAUGCGCGAUUAUUGUCAGAAAUCA